AUGCUUGGAACCUCGGGGCUGGCCUUGCUGGCGCUGCUUAGUGUGGUGGGCUCCAGCCAGGCCAGUGGCUUCACAGAAAAGGGCCUCUCCUUGUUGAGCUACCAGCUGUGCACCUACCGUGUGACCCACACCAUACAGAAAGUGGAAGCUGUGCAGACAUCUCAUGUGACCUACGCAUCUUGUGGUGGCUGGAUCCCAUGGAGGCUGUGCCCCAAGACAGUUUACAGGACCCAGUACCUUGUGGUGGAGAUCCCUGAGCCCAGGAAUGUGACUGACUGCUGCGAGGGCUAUGAGCAGCUCGGCCUCUACUGCGUCUUAUCCCUGAAUCGGUCUGGGGAGUUUGCAUCCAGGCCCGGGAUCUGCCCAAUGGCAGGGCCAGAGCCAUCCACCUCCCUAUGCCUCCUGGACACCGACUGUCCUGGACUUCAGAAGUGCUGCUCCUGGGCAGGGGGGCGCCACUGCAUGGCUCCUGUACCCCAAGCUCCAGCAAGGCACCCGGGGAGCUCCUGGUACAACGUCACUGUGCUGGUGAAAAUGAACUUCCAGGAACUCAAGCGAGUGGACCCCAAGCUCCUGAACCACAUGCGCCUUCUACACUCCUUGGUCACCAGUGCCCUGCAACCACUGGACUCCAGCGUCCACCACCUGCACUCGGUUGGCAGGGACACCUCCACCACGGUGUCGUGGCUGCUGCUGGGCCUGCUGCAGCCCUUGCCCAUAGCCAACAUCUCUGCCAAACUGGACGACAUUAUGAAACGGGUCUAUGAAGUGAUCAACGUCCAGGUGCAAGAUGUAAACGAAUGUGCCUACGAGGAACUCAAUGCCUGCUCUGCACAGGGGCCAUGUGCAAACCUGGAGGGCUCAUAUCAGUGCAUCUGUCACCAGGCAUCGCGGGCCUUGGGUCCCCAGCGGCUGAACAACAUGUGUGAAGAUUGUCCUCCAAUCAGUGACUACAUGGUCCUCAAUGUUACCAGCAGCAGUUUUCAAGUGUCCUGGAGUUUAAACUCUACCCAGAGCCGCACGUUCCUUGUCCAGGUUUACAGGGGCAAAGAGUUAAUCAGGAGCACCAGGACCUGGGACCUGGCCAUGGUGGUGUCUGGGCUGGAGGCUGGAGUGCUGUACAAAGUGGAGAUCAGCUACCAGGGGUGUGGGGCCCAUGUCUCUGCCAUGCUGACCAUCAAAACUGACGCCCAAAUGUUUGAAGUGACGAUCAGGAUCAUGAACCGCAACUUGACGGAGGACUUACUCAAUCACAGCAGCAUCGAGUACCAGGACUUUUCCAGACAGCUGCUUCACGAGGUUGAGAAUGCCUUCCCACUGGUGGUGUCUGACUUGUACCAAAGCGGGAAGCUGAGGCUGCAGAUCGUGUCUCUCCAGGCGGGAAGUGUGGUUGUGAGACUCAGGCUCAUAGUGCACGAUCCUGUGUUUCCUGUGGGCAUCUCCACACUGUCCCCCAUGCUCCAGCCCCUGUUGGCAAGCACAGCGUUCCAGGUUGACCAGCAGGGGACGCAUGUGCAAGACUGGGACGAGUGUGUGGACAGCUCUGAGCAUGACUGCUCGCCAGCUGCACAGUGCAUCAACCUGGAGGGCUCCUACACCUGCCAGUGCCGCACAGCCAGGGAUGCCAACCCCUCCCGGGUGGGCCGAACCUGCGAGGGUGACGUGGUGAGCCCCACGGGCGGUGUGCCGUCUUCAGUGACAGGACUAUCAGACCCAGCUCUUGGCACAGGAACAACAGCCCUUGGCCCAGGGACCCCCACCUUGUCACCCAGCCCUGGAAACCCAUGGGACACCCCAGUAGCAGACCAGGCCUGGACCCCAGGGCCCCUGACCAGGAGAGGGGACAGCGGCAUGGUCAGACAAAACAGGAACAGCACAGGGCAAGGCAAGGAGGAGGAGGCACCCAGUGUGACCCCAGGCCUGGGCAUGGGACUGUGGAGCACCAGCCAGGGGAGCAUCAGCCAGGGGAGCAUCAACCAGGGGAGCACCAGCCAGGGGAGCAUCAACCAGGGGAGCACCAGCCAGGGGAGCAUCAAGCAGGGGAGCACCAGACAGGGGAAUACCAGCCAGGGGAGUACUAGCUGGUGGAGCACCAGCCAGAGGAGCAUUGACCAGGACAGCACUGACCAGGGGAGCAUCAGCCAGGAGAGCACCAACCGCACCAGCCAGGGGAGCACCAGCCAGGGGAGUAUCAGCCACAGAAGCACCUACCAGGGGAGCACUAUUAGGAUGACUGGCACUGACUCCCUUCCUAGGUCUUCGGCGCCAACCCGCAACUCCCCUCCAGGGGCCACAGAUGGUCUGCUCCCCCACCCUGGACUCUUACUGGGAAACUCCACCACAGAGCCACCUUUCUGGCCUGCUCCUAGCAAGAGCCCCACUGGCCAUAUUGUGUGGCAUGCCAGCCUCCCCACAAAGGAAACACCUCUGAACCCCACAUGGCUGUGGAAUGAAGACUCUGGACCCUCCCAUUCCACAGACCUGCCACAGAACCUUUCGCCUGCAUCUCUGGAGACCCCCGACUGUGGUCCUGUCUCUAUCGGAAAGAUCACAAUCUCCAACGUGACCAGCACCAGCUUCCACUUGGCGUGGGCAGCAGAUCUUGUGCUGAGCCCCACCUUCCAGCUGUCCCUGAUGGCUCUGCAGGGCCCUGUCAUGGUGGAGACCUAUAACACGAGCAUGUCACUGUCUGGGCUAGAGCCUGGCAUCCUACACCUCGUGGACAUUGUGGCUAGGGUGUGCGGGAAAGAAAGUGCCCGGGCUCGCCUGAAAGUGAGGACAGCAGCCCAGAAACUCAGUGGAAGAGUCAGAUUGGCAAACAUCCGUUACCUGGAAUCCUUCCGCAACACAAGCAGCCAGGAGUAUCGGGAUUUCCUAGAACUGUUCUUCAGGAUGGUGCGGGGCUCCCUGCCAGCCACCCUGCUUCAGGACAUGGACGCCGGUGGGAUCAGGAUGGAAGUCACCAGCAUCACCAACGGCAGCGUUGUCGUGGAGUUUCACUUGCUGAUUGUUGCAGACGUGGACAUCCAGGAGGUGUCUGCUGGAUUCCUCGCCGCCUUUCAGGACACGACUCUGCUGGAGGUCAUCAGAGGCGAUACCUUCAUAUGGGACUACAAUGAGUGUGAAAGGAAGGAGGACGACUGUGUGCCUGGGACAUCCUGUCGAAACACCUUUGGGGCUUUCACUUGCAGCUGUGAGGGAGGAGCCCCCAACUUCCCUGUGGAGUAUUCUGGAAGGCUCUGUGAAGGUGACUCUCCUGGCAUCAUGACCCAGGGUCCCAGCCCAAAGCAGCCCACCAGCCCAGCAGGAACCAGAGCUGCCCCCAUGCAAGGCGAUGGUCCCACCCCCCAAGACCUGCCCCCACGGCUGAGCCUGACCGGUGCAGUCAGGGUGCUCUGCGACAUUGAGAAGGUGGCUGUGGCCAUCCAGAGACGCUUCCUGCUGCAGGAGGCCGUCCCCGAGUCCUCACUGUACCUGGGACACCCCUCCUGCAACGUGAGCCACAGCAACGGCACACAUGUGCUCCUGGAGACUGGCUGGAGCGAGUGUGGGACUGUCGUGCAGAGCAACAUGACGACCACAGUGGUGAGAACCACCCUAAGGAACGACCUGUCGCCAGAUGGUGUCAUCCACUACCUGAAGAUCCUCAGCCCCAUCCACUGCGCCUUCCAGAAUGACCUCCUGACAUCCUCGGGCUACACCCCGGAGUGGGGGGUGUACACCAUCAUUGAGGACCUUCAUGGUGCCGGGAGCUUUGUCACCGAAAUGCAGUUGUUUAUAGGAGAUUCUCCCAUACCUCAGAAUUAUAGCGUGUCUGCCAGUGAUGAUGUCAAGAUCGAAGUGGGUCUCUACCGACAGAAGAGCAACCUCAAAGUGGUCCUGACAGAGUGCUGGGCAACCCCCUCCAGCAAUGCCCAGGAUCCAGUCACCUUUGGCUUCAUCAACAACAGCUGUCCGGUGCCCAACACGUACACCAGUGUGAUCGAAAACGGCAACUCCAACAAGGCCCAGUUUAAGCUGAGAAUCUUUUCCUUUAUAAACAACUCCAUCGUCUACCUGCACUGCAAACUCCGCAUCUGCAUGGAGUCUCCGGGAGCCACAUGCAAAAUAAAUUGCAAUGAUUUUCGGUUGCUGAAAAGUAGUGAAAACUCGGCCACACACCAGACAUCCUGGGGACCCCUCAUUCGGUCUGAAGGUGAGUCUCCAGGUACAGAACCAGGCUUGAGCACCGGCUACAUAGCCCUCAUUGUAGUGGUUCUUUGUGCCCUGGUGGCAGGGGUAGCUGCCCUUCUGAUCCUGCGCUACCAGAGAAUGAAUGGAAAAUACAGCUUCAGAAGCCAGUCGGGCAACUUCAGCUAUCAGGUGUUCUAUGAAUAAGCGGAGCAGGUCUACCUGAAGGUGGGUGUGA
Carlito syrichta (Philippine tarsier) is the source of this 4408-nucleotide messenger RNA. RefSeq names its product uromodulin like 1 (gene UMODL1). The transcript has 22 exons. Gene Ontology annotation, cellular component: cell surface; extracellular region. Gene Ontology annotation, molecular function: calcium ion binding; peptidase inhibitor activity; protein binding. Lineage: Eukaryota; Metazoa; Chordata; Mammalia; Primates; Tarsiidae. The record is from RefSeq and is a predicted model, not a curated record. The coding region runs from base 1 to 4377 and encodes 1458 amino acids.